This is a messenger RNA of Conger conger (European conger), 1282 nucleotides long. RefSeq names its product protein S100-A1-like. The transcript has 2 exons. Gene Ontology annotation, molecular function: calcium ion binding. The record is from RefSeq and is a predicted model, not a curated record. The coding region runs from base 315 to 623 and encodes 102 amino acids. NCBI's taxonomy places the organism in Eukaryota, Metazoa, Chordata, Actinopteri, Anguilliformes, Congridae.
AAAUAAAAGUGUAUAUGCAUGAAUAAAUAAUAAAGAAAUACCAAUGUUUUUUCUUAGGAAGGGUUCCACAGUCAACAUUUGGUGGAGUAGCCUCGAUUCAUAAAAAAUAAAAAAAAAGAGAAGAAAAACAUGUGGCGUUCAUUUUUCUCCAGAGCUGUGUGGUUGGUGAAAUUGAGCCGGGGGGGCAGUUGUCCCCUGCAGGGGUGGUAGGGGGUUAAAUAAAGGGGACCCCCGUUAUGCACACAGGCGCCAGGACGCUGGGGCUCGAUCGGAGGGUUAAAUAAAGGGCGUGUGGGUGUGUGUGUGUCCGCAGCAUGACGACCCCAGAGCCUGAGUGCACUUCCUGCCUGGAGAAUGCCAUGCAGCUGAUGAUACAGACCUUCCACAAGUACUCCGGCAAGGAGGGCGACAAGUUCACCCUCAGCCGGGCGGAGCUCCGAGAGCUGCUGACUGAGGAGCUGGGGCACUACUUAGGGAACGCCCAGGACAAGGAAGCGGUGGACAAAGUUAUGGCCGACCUGGACGCCAACAACGACGGGGAGGUGGACUUCACCGAAUUCAUCAUCCUGGUGGGGGCGCUCACGGUGGCCUGCAACGACUUCUUCGACAAGGACAAGAAGUAGAAGAGCAGAGGAGGCGGGAGGGAGGGUGAGAACGGGAGGGGCGAGAGGACGUCGUCUCCACGACAACGAUGAGGACGAAGAAGACAACGACGAAGAAACACAGCCCCACACACGCACACACACAUUCUCUCUCUCUCUCACACGCCCACACACACUCGCUCUCUCUCACACACACACACACACACACUCUCACACACACACUCACACACUCUCACGCUCUCACACGCAAUCUCUCUCACUCACACACACAUACACACACACACACACAUUCCUCACGACAGAAGGGGAGUGUGAUAACAAACAGGGUGCAGGGGACACGGUCACGGAAAAGACGGAAACAGCGUCACCUCUCACCCGCUUCAGCCCUCUCUCGUGUGACACUGUCACUGGAUCUAUCUUCCCGUAAUUCCUCUAAAAACCCUGAGUUUUUGUGUCUGUUGAAAGUCCAACCCUCAGCCAUGGGGACCAAAGCAAAUGUAACAUAACACAUUUUGAGUAAUGUCCACAAGAAUUUUGUUUUUCAAAGAGAUUAAUAUUGAUAUAGAUAUUUGUUAUUUAUUCAAUGUUAAAUGAGUGAAUGGUUUCUUCUUUAUAGGGUUGUCACUGAUCUUCUCUUGUUAUGUACCAAACUGUUCCUCCUUAUUUAAAUAAACCUAAUA